Galeopterus variegatus (Sunda flying lemur) is the source of this 627-nucleotide messenger RNA. Its product is annotated as olfactory receptor 7E24-like. Gene Ontology annotation, biological process: G protein-coupled receptor signaling pathway. The record is from RefSeq and is a predicted model, not a curated record. Gene Ontology annotation, molecular function: olfactory receptor activity; G protein-coupled receptor activity. Gene Ontology annotation, cellular component: membrane. NCBI's taxonomy places the organism in Eukaryota, Metazoa, Chordata, Mammalia, Dermoptera, Cynocephalidae. The coding region runs from base 1 to 627 and encodes 208 amino acids. The transcript has 2 exons.
AUGAAACCACAGAAUCUAACAACUGUCUCAAAAUUCCUCCUCCUGGGAUUUUCAGAUGAUCUGGAACUGCAGCCUGCCCUCUUUGGGCUGUUCCUGCACAUUUACCUGGUCACAGUGCUUGGGAACCUCCUCAUCACCCUGGCCGUCAGCUCUGACUCCCACCUCCACACACCCAUGUACUUCUUCCUCUCCAACCUGUCCUUGGCUGAUGUGGGUUUCAGCACCACUACAAUCCCCAAGAUGCUGAUGAACAUACAGACACACAGCAAAUCCAUCUCCUAUGCAGGCUGCCUCACUCAACUGUCCUUUUUUUAUUUUCUUGGAUGUUUACUUUUUGUAUGUUUGGACAAUCUACUCCUGGUUGUGAUGGCCUAUGACAGAUUGGUGGCCAUUUGUUACCCCCUACAAUACCCAGUCAUCAUGAGCCCCCACCUCUGUGGCUUGUUGGUCCUGGUGUCUUUUCUCCUCAGUCUUUUUAACUCCCAGAUGCACCGCAUGAUAGUGUCACAAGUUACCUUCUGCUCAGAUGUGGAAAUUCCUCAUUUCUUCUGUGAUUUGGCAAGAAUGAUGAAGAGAAUAAGAAACGAUACAAAUAAUAUUAUAAAAGAAAACUGGAACAAAGUAUAG